AUGGUAAACAUUUUGAAAGAGAGACUCAAUUUGCAAGAUGCUUUGCUAUGUAAAGGUAAAUAUUUUCACGUGAGAUGUUGUGCUCACAUCUUAAAUCUCAUAGUUCAAGAUGGUUUGAAGGCAGCGGGGGGUGCUUUGUGUAAAAUUCGAGAAAGUGUUAAAUAUGUGAAGGCUUCGGAAGGGAGAUUGAGGGAGUUUAAAAAAUGUAUCGAAGAAGUGCAUUUAAAUAAUGUAGAAGGUGGAUUCUUAAGGUUGGAAGUGUGUACUAGAUGGAAUGCCACAUAUAUGAUGCUUAAAAGUGCUAUUAGAUAUCGACGUGCAUUCAUUAGCUUGAGUUAUAAUGAUAAAAACUACAAGAUUUGUCCAAGCAUUGAAGAAUGGGAUAGAGCAGAGAACAUUUGUAAUUUCUUGGCUCCGUUUUAUAAUAUUACUAACUUAAUUUCAGGAUCAUCUUACACAACCUCAAACUUAUACUUCAUGCAAGUUGCACUUAUAGAGAUGGAAUUGAAUAGAAAUUUGAAAAGUCAAGAUGAAGUGGUCAAAGAUAUGGCUAAGAGGAUGAAGGAAAAGUUUGAUAAGUAUUGGAGUGAAUGCUCAAUUACUCUUGCACUUGGAAAUGUUCUUGACCCAACAUCAAAGUUGGACUUUUUGAACUUUUGCUUUAAGAAACUUGAUCCAAUUGGCUUCGAAGACAAGGUAGAUAAAGUGAAGGAUGGCUUGUAUGAUCUCUUUGAUGCAUAUCAAAAUAAUAUGGUUGCAACAAGUUCAUCAAGAAAUACUCAAUCUCACUCUUUUGGCCAACCAUUAGGCAAGACAUCAUUUUUGAAGGAAUACCGUCAAGAAAAGAUACAAAAGAUUUCAAAUGAUGGCAAAUCCGAACUUGAAAUAUACUUGGAUGAAAAAUUGGCUUCUGAAUCUUCAUUUAGCAUCGGAGGUCGUAUUUUGCAUAAGUAUAGGAAUUGCUUACUUCCCAACACUGUAUAUAGUAAAAGUGGAGGAGAUAUAAUUGUUGGAAUCACCAAGUGUUCAAUAGACUUAGGCCACAAUGUUGUCUACUUUAUAAUUCAUUUUGUUAUCUAUUUUGAAUUGUUAGAUGAUUAA
Vicia villosa (hairy vetch) is the source of this 1101-nucleotide messenger RNA. Its product is annotated as zinc finger BED domain-containing protein RICESLEEPER 2-like. Bases 1 to 1101 code for a protein of 366 amino acids. The transcript is spliced from 4 exons. Lineage: Eukaryota; Viridiplantae; Streptophyta; Magnoliopsida; Fabales; Fabaceae. The record is from RefSeq and is a predicted model, not a curated record. Gene Ontology annotation, molecular function: DNA binding.